Trematosphaeria pertusa is the source of this 1620-nucleotide messenger RNA. RefSeq lists its product as uncharacterized. Gene Ontology annotation, molecular function: phosphotransferase activity, alcohol group as acceptor; ATP binding. The record is from RefSeq and is a predicted model, not a curated record. The transcript has a single exon. The coding region runs from base 383 to 1240 and encodes 285 amino acids. NCBI's taxonomy places the organism in Eukaryota, Fungi, Ascomycota, Dothideomycetes, Pleosporales, Trematosphaeriaceae. Gene Ontology annotation, biological process: amino sugar metabolic process; peptidoglycan turnover.
GUGUUAGUACGAAGAGCUUGCCGUUCCCCUUCAAGCCCGUCUCCCCAUCCUCAACACGGCCUACAAACAUCCUGCAAAUCCCCAGGCCAUUCUCCGGGUUCACAACAUGCUUGGUCAGAUGUUUUCAACGGCCGUCAACCUCUUUUGCAGGACCCACAACAUCGCCCCGGCUUCCAUCCACCUCAUAGGCGCGCAUGCCGCCAUAGUUCCUCCUUUUACAACGCAUCUUCCAUCCGGCCCCGAAGCCACAGAUACAAACUCGGCCUUACAAACUUGGGGUACUCAUAUCGCGGAAGAAACAGGCAUUACGACGGUGACGACCCAUCGAACGACAGGACAAUCCGCCAACACACGCGGCCCGGGGCCCGGGGCUUCCCUAGACAUGCUCCUCCUGCAGCACCCGACCAAGUUCCGCGUCUGCCUAACCGUCAACGACGCGGUGAGCAUCAGCAUCGUGCCUCCUUCCAACUCCGCCGCCUCCAACACCGCUGUCAGCCUCGACUGCGGGCCGGGCACAAUGUUCAUCGACUACGCGGUACGCUAUGCGACGUCGAACCAGCUGGAACACGACCUCGAAGGGAGCUACGGCGCGCGCGGAACCGUCAACAUGGGUGUCGUUGACCGUUUCCUCGAGACGCACGACUACACCAAUCGCGCACCGCCGCUACACAUCGCGACCGAAAUGUUCGGCCACCACGAGGCGCAGGGCCUGAUCGACGAGUGCCUCUUCCUAGGCAUGUCCGACUUCGACAUCAUCGCCACCGUCACGCGCAUAACGGCGGAGAACAUGGCGCGCCAGUACCGCAGGCUGAUUACCGGCCUCUUCGGGCCAGACCACAAAGUCGACGAGAUUUUCAUCUGCGGGCCGGGCGCGCGCAACACAGCCAUUGUCGACUACUUGGAGGACGUGCUGCCCGAGGAGGUCAUCACCCGGCCGCUAGACGACAUAGGCAUACCAGGAGAUGCGAAGGAGUCUGUCGGCGCUGCACAGUUGGGGCUGGAAGCUGUGCUCGACCUGGCGGCUACGGACCUAGAGCGCAAGGAAUCGGCGUCGUCACUUCGGCAUACGGCGGCGGGCAGUGUGGUGCGUGGAAACCAGUGGGAAGUCAUCCGCAAGCAGGUGCUGCUGUUCAGCAACGGCGCGCCGCUAGGACCCAUCCAGCGCCUCAUCGUCGACGGCGACACGAGUGGUGACCGGCGGAAACAGCCGAAGGGCGACUCCAAGAUCGCAGCCCUGUGAGGACAGAGGGACGACAGCGAACACGAUACGAUGGCAUGACGAGGACCUUUACGAACGAACGAUCGAUCGACCGGUUACCCGCGCUUCAGCAGCGACACCGUACUCAUCUCAUAUACCUUCCUUCUCUUCACGAUACACACAAGGCUUAUAAUGCGGAGGGCGGCGUUGGCGGCGCGUGCUUCUGUUUUUUCGAAAGUGCUUCGAUAACGGAACUCUGGGAUUUACUAGAUGACGGCUUUCUCGUGAUAUUUAUGCCGCGAGGAGAAACCCAAGCUGGGGCACGUCACGGGAUGUGGCGAAUCGGAUGUCGAUAGUUUCCUUAUUCGACGACUAUGGAAAUGUCCCACGCAGUUUGCUGUCGCAUGUCGUGCGGUGUUCUU